CUCUGAGGGGGGUUCGUCGUUGCUGUAACACCGAAAUUAAUAUCUUGCUCUAAUGAAGUUACUAUGAUCUUACCGUUAGGGUUAUUAUUUCGAAACAAACCGGACAGUCCAUUUUCGUACAGUGUUUCCAAUGACUUAUAAUCUGUCUCGAGGAACUACAAUGCGCCACGGAACAACUUUUUCCCGCAUUACACGUCCUCAGAUGAUUCAAAACGUUCUUCAUUGUUUUACAAUGGGGUAAAUUACACUGCCACCAUUCACCAUUGGCUUGCGCCUCUCGUUUUCGACACUUAUGUGCGUGUAGUAACAACACUAAUUGUUGUUGAAUCAAUUUUCGUCUUUCUGUGAUUGCUAGAUAAAGUAAUAUGAAGGACAACAUAAGACAACGCAUGCACUAACUACACAUAAAAUAAUAAAACCGACACUUACUCGUCGAAGACGGUGGCGGCCCCGCCCCCUGGUUCUGGGUGGCGGUUUGUGGUCCUGGUUGUGUUCCGGACUGAGGUUGGGCAGGUGAUGAUGCAGGCAGUUGGGGUGUGGCGACACCUUGAGGUCCGGCGUUGGGAUAUGACAUUGCGCCCCUUUUGAGGUACUGUAUGGUUCCCAGGAUGGUGUGGCCACGGGUAUGAAGCUGAGAUAGGCGCUAGGAAUGGGCAAAAGUAACCGGUUAUUGUUCUUAAAGUUAACCGUUUAUUUCAGGUUAUUUUGAAACCGCGAUUUAAUCGGUUAUUGGAUGUAAUAACUGGCGAUAAAGGUUAUUUUGUGGGUGCCUGCUAGCUGCCCGUGUCCCAAGACUCCCAAGCUGCUUUCACUUACACGAAAAACGAAACCUCACCAAUUACAGAUUAGUUUUCAUUAUAUUGUCUGGUUGGCACUUUUAGUAGCCCUGCGCGUAACAGUUGUCGCUGCUCGUGGUCUGCGUUAUCUUAUCUUACUUGUGUUAAAAGCGCUAAAAUUCACUUAAUUUUAUUGACAGCCCUUGUUGACGUUUCUGGGGGAUUUUCGUGUUUCGCUAGUAACAAAACUUCAACCUCAAAAUACCAACAAGUGACGUGUAAACAUUUCACUCCUGAAAUUUUAAUCCACACACAAUGAGUUCGUUUAAACGCGACAAAAAGGAGGAAGAAGACGGGGGCGGCAACCCUUUUCAAAACAUUGAGAAAACAACAGUGUUGCAAGAAGCUCGUGUCUUCAACGACACGACCGUCAACCCCAGAAGAUGCACCCACAUUCUCACCAAACUUCUCUAUCUUUUAAACCAGGGGGAACAACUUGGUACCAAAGAAGCCACAGAUGUGUUUUUUGCAAUGACUAAACUAUUUCAAUCCCGUGAUGUAAUCCUACGCAGGAUGGUUUAUCUAGGAAUUAAAGAAUUGAGCUCAAUUGCCGAUGAUGUUAUCAUUGUUACUUCAAGUCUCACAAAAGACAUGACAGGGAAAGAAGAUUUAUACAGAGCGGCCGCCAUUAGGGCCCUUUGCAGUAUUACAGACGCGACAAUGUUGCAAACAAUUGAAAGAUACAUGAAACAGGCGAUUGUGGACAGAAACUCAGCUGUGAGUUCAGCAGCUCUUGUCAGUUCGCUACAUUUGACCAAAUUGGCCCCAGAAGUGGUCAAACGGUGGGUUAACGAGGCCCAAGAGGCCGUCAAUAGCGACAAUAUAAUGGUCCAAUACCACGCGUUGGGGCUCUUGUACCACAUCCGCAAGACGGACCGCUUGGCCGUGACCAAGCUGGUGGCAAAACUGACUCGAAUUUCGCUAAAAUCGCCCUACGCCGUGUGUAUGUUGAUCCGCAUUGCUGCUAAGCUCCUUGAUGAGGAAGACACUGGUAACGAUUCACCCCUCGCUGAGUUUAUCGAGUCUUGUCUUCGUCACAAGAGCGAAAUGGUGGUCUACGAGGCGGCCCACGCCAUCGUCAACCUCAAACGCACCACCAGUCGCGAGUUAGCCCCCGCAAUCAGUGUCCUUCAACUGUUUUGCGGAUCACCAAAACCGACUUUGCGUUUCGCCGCCGUUCGUACAUUGAAUCAAGUCGCGAUUUCGCAUCCGGCCGCUGUGACGGCUUGCAACUUGGAUUUGGAGAAUUUGAUAACGGAUUCGAAUCGAUCAAUCGCGACUUUGGCCAUUACGACGUUGUUGAAGACGGGGGCUGAGUCGUCGGUUGAUCGGUUGAUGAAACAGAUUGCGACUUUUGUGUCGGAGAUCAGCGAUGAGUUUAAGGUGGUGGUGGUGCAGGCGAUUAGGGCGUUGGCGUUGAAGUUUCCACGGAAGCAUAGCGUUUUGAUGAAUUUCUUGUCGGCGAUGUUGAGGGAUGAAGGCGGGUUGGAGUACAAGGCGUCGAUUGCUGAUACGAUUAUCACAAUAAUUGAGGAUAAUCCAGAGGCGAAGGAGGCGGGAUUGGCGCAUUUGUGUGAGUUUAUUGAGGAUUGCGAGCACACGUCGUUGGCGGUGAGGAUUCUGCAUCUGUUGGGCAAGGAAGGACCGAGGACUAAACAACCCUCAAGGUGCAUUCGUUUCAUUUAUAACCGCGUCAUUUUGGAGAACCCCACCGUUCGAGCAGCCGCCGUCUCGGCCAUGGCCCAAUUCGGGGCCACCUGUCCCGACCUCCUCGAGAACAUCCAAGUCCUCCUUGCACGUUGCCAAAUGGACUCCGAUGACGAAGUCCGCGAUAGGGCCACCUACUACAGCAGUAUCCUAGGCCAACAAGACAAGGGGCUGUACAAUAACUACAUCCUGGAGACUCUGCAAGUGUCGAUCCCGGCCCUGGAACGCUUCCUCAAAGACUACACGCAAAACCCGAGCGACAGCCCCUUUGACAUGAAAUCGGUCCCGAUCGCGGUCAUCCCCACCCGUGAGGAGACCGAAGACAAGCACAAGUCGGAAGGAAUGAUAAUUUCCAACGGCCCCCCUAAACCCGCAACUGUCUCACGCGAGGAGAACUUCGCAGAGAAGUUGAGCCAAAUCCCCGGAGUCGCCGAUUUGGGGCCCCUGUUCAAGAGCUCGGAAGUGGUCGAAUUGACCGAAUCCGAAACCGAGUAUUUCGUGAGGUGCAUCAAACAUUGUUUCACCAAUCACGUUGUGUUGCAAUUCGACUGUUUGAACACUCUCAGUGACCAAUUAUUGGAGGAUGUGCGAGUCCAGCUUGACACCAGUGAGGGUUAUACCAUUUUGAAGGAGAUUCCGUGCCCCAAAUUGCCGUAUAACGAGACAGGCUCGGCUUAUGUUAUUUUGCAAUUCCCUGAGAAUGAUUUACCGAAUAGCGUGGGCACGUUUGGGGCCGUUUUGAAGUUUAUUGUCAAGGAUUGUGACCCCAAUACGGGGCUGCCGGACACCGACGAGGGGUACGAUGAUGAGUACAUGCUCGAGGAUUUGGAAAUCACACUCGGGGACCAAAUCCAGAAGAUAAAUAAGGUCAAUUGGGGGGCUGCGUGGGAGGAAGCCAUAGCCACCUGUGUGGAAAUGGAAGAUACUUACUCCUUGAGUUCGAUGAGUACUUUAGAGGAAGCGGUGAAAAAUAUUAUCCAGUUUUUGGGGCUCCAGCCGGCUGAACGAACCGAUAAAGUCCCAGAAGGGAAAACCACACAUACUUUACUCCUAGCCGGGAUGUUUAGGGGCGGCAUUGACAUUCUUGUGAGGGCCAAACUGGCCCUUGCUGACGGUGUGACAAUGCAAUUAACGGUGAGGUCAACUGAUGGCGACGUUGCUGAAUUAAUUACGUCAACAGUAGGAUAAAAAGUUAUAUUCAUGUUUCUAAAGUUAUUAAACCACGUAUUGAUUAUCCUGCA
Messenger RNA from Tribolium madens (black flour beetle), 3784 nucleotides. RefSeq names its product coatomer subunit gamma (gene gammaCOP). NCBI's taxonomy places the organism in Eukaryota, Metazoa, Arthropoda, Insecta, Coleoptera, Tenebrionidae. Gene Ontology annotation, biological process: endoplasmic reticulum to Golgi vesicle-mediated transport; intracellular protein transport; organelle transport along microtubule. Gene Ontology annotation, cellular component: Golgi membrane; endoplasmic reticulum; COPI vesicle coat. Gene Ontology annotation, molecular function: structural molecule activity. The transcript is spliced from 7 exons. The record is from RefSeq and is a predicted model, not a curated record. Bases 1092 to 3731 code for a protein of 879 amino acids.